Messenger RNA from Tripterygium wilfordii, 2613 nucleotides. Its product is annotated as protein STRUBBELIG-RECEPTOR FAMILY 6-like. The transcript has 17 exons. The coding region runs from base 178 to 2319 and encodes 713 amino acids. Gene Ontology annotation, molecular function: ATP binding; protein kinase activity; protein binding. The record is from RefSeq and is a predicted model, not a curated record. Lineage: Eukaryota; Viridiplantae; Streptophyta; Magnoliopsida; Celastrales; Celastraceae. Gene Ontology annotation, biological process: protein phosphorylation.
UGAGUUUUCCUCUUUUUCUAUUCAAAAUUCUAAAAAGAACAACAAUAUAAUAUAAAUAAGAAAAUCCUUUUCUGUGGCUUUGGAUUCUUCUAGCAAAUCGUGCCUGCCUGGGUGCCAGCUUUACUCGGGUGAAGGACUCAAAACUGGAUCUCUUCUUGGUGUGUGUGUGAGAGAGAGAUGGAGAAGUGGAGAGUGGUCAAGCUUGUUUUCUUGGUAAUCUGCAUUUUGGGUUGGGAGAUCAAAUCGAUUAAUGGCGCAACAGAUCCAAAUGAUGUGUCUGCUCUCAAAGGGAUGUACAGCAGUUUGAAUUCACCUCCUCAGCUAGCCCAAUGGAGUGGUGAUGAUCCCUGUGGUCAGUCUUGGACAGGCAUUACUUGCUCAGGCUCACGAGUAACAGAGAUUAAAGUAGCAGGCCUUGGACUAUCAGGGUCAAUUGGUUUCCAGCUCGCUGGUCUGACAUCAGUGACCAACCUAGAUGUGAGCAAUAAUAACAUUGCAGGCGAUAUACCUUAUUCACUUCCUCCAAACUUGCAGCAAUUAAAUCUUGCCAAUAAUAAAUUUACAGGUGGACUCCCGUAUUCCAUUUCUCAGAUGACCUCUCUAAAGUAUUUAAAUGUUGGCCAAAAUCAGUUGCAGAACCAACUCAGUGACACGUUUAGUCAGCUUUCUUCCCUCUCCACACUUGAUGUCUCUUCCAAUACUAUGACCGGUAACUUGCCCCAGAGUUUAAGCUUACUUUCAAGUAUGACCACAAUGUUUUUGCAAAACAACCAAUUUACUGGAAAUAUUGAUGUCCUUGCCAAUCUUCCCCUCAAAAAUCUGAAUGUUGCGAAUAACCAAUUCACAGGAUGGAUUCCUGAACAGUUGAAAAGCAUUGAUCUGCAGACGGGUGGUAACCCAUGGAGUUCGGGGCCUGCACCUCCUCCACCACCUGGUACACCUCCAGCCAACGAAGGCAACAGAAAUCAUAAAUCUGGUGGAAAUGACAGCCCAGCAGGUACUGGUGCUGGAAAUCAAAGCAAAAGUUCGGGAAUUGGGGGAGGUGGCAUCGCUGGAAUAGUAAUUUCCCUCAUUGUUGUUGGGGCUGUAGUAGCAUUCUUUUUGGUGAAGAGAAGAUCAAGGAGGACAUCAUCAGAUAUUGAAAAGCUUGAUAGUCAGCCAUUCGCUCCUCUUGCUUCAAAUGAAAUACAUGAACUAAAAUCUGUGGAGACUUCCUCUGGAAUCAAGACUGUGACAUUUGAUGCCCCAGCCUUAAUAAAUCUUCGACCCCCUCCCACUGAUCGUAGCAAAUCCUUUGAUGACGAAGAUGUUUCAAGGAAGCCACCCAUUGUUGUGAAGAAAGCUGUUACUGCACCUAUAAAUGUGAAAUCAUAUUCAAUAGCAGACCUGCAGAUGGCUACUGGCAGCUUCAGUGUUGACAACCUUCUUGGGGAGGGGACUUUUGGACGGGUUUAUCGUGCUCAAUUUGAUGAUGGGAAGGUUCUUGCUGUGAAAAAAAUCAAUUUAUCAGCAUUCCGGGAUGAUUUAUCUGAAGAUUUUGUUGAGAUUGUGUCGAAUAUCUCCAGUUUACAUCAUCCAAAUGUAACAGAGCUGGUGGGUUAUUGUUCCGAGCAUGGACAACAUCUGCUAGUAUACGAGUUCCACAAUGGUAAUUUGCAUGACUUCCUUCACCUCUCAGAGGAGAACAGUAAACCACUGACAUGGAACACUCGUGUCAAGAUAGCACUAGGGACAGCCCGUGCACUUGAGUACCUGCAUGAAGUUUGCUCACUGUCUAUCAUUCAUAAGAACGUCAAAUCAACCAACAUAUUGCUGGACACGGAACUUAAUCCUCACCUUUCAGACUCUGGCCUGGCUACUUUCGUCCGAAAUGCAGAUCAGGCUGUGGAUUCUGGGUACGGUGCACCUGAGGUUGCCAUGACUGGCCAGUAUACUCUCAAGAGUGAUGUUUAUAGUUUUGGAGUAGUCAUGUUGGAGCUUCUCAGCGGGCGUCAACCAUUUGACAGCUCGAGACCAAGAUCUGAGCAAUCUUUGGCGCGAUGGGCGAUACCUCAGCUACACGAUAUUGAAGCUCUAUCAAAAAUGGUUGAUCCUGCACUGAAAGGACUCUACCCUGUCAAAUCUCUAUCCCGCUUUGCCGAUGUUAUUGCUCUCUGUGUCCAGCCGGAGCCAGAGUUUCGACCACCGAUGUCUGAAGUGGUUCAAGCACUGGUUCGUAUGGUGCAACGGACUAACAUGAGUAAGAGAACAUUUGGAAGCGAUCAAGGAGUCUCCCCACGAGCUGACAAUAUUCCUGAUACACAAGACUACAUGUCUUAAGUAGCAGUAGAAUUCUUGGUUUUUUCUUCCUUUUUCGUUGCAAUGGUAAAGAAAUCCGAACAUAGCAAUUCAUACAAGCACGAUCCCUGUCGAAACAUAUUGAAAAACUUCAGUUGAUUGUAAGUUCCUUUGAGCGUCAUUGGUGCAUUUGUAUAAUAAAUUCUCAGCUUAGACAGUCAAAACACAUAGAAAUAUUGUUCCCUCUUGGUCAUGGAACCUUAUGGAUUUGUUCUUUAUAGGCCAUCACUAUUGAUGUUUAGACGCAUUUCCGUUCUGGGUCGUGGAACCCGUACU